Molecule: messenger RNA, 621 nt
Organism: Orycteropus afer afer
Lineage: Eukaryota; Metazoa; Chordata; Mammalia; Tubulidentata; Orycteropodidae
Product: HORMA domain-containing protein 2-like
Source: RefSeq, a predicted model, not a curated record
AUGGCAGUACUUACUCUUUACACAAAUCCCAAGGAACCUGAGAAAGUGACCGAGAUAUACCAGUUCAAAUUCAAAUACACAAAAGAAGGAGCCACUAUGGAUUUCAACAGCAGCAGUACAAGCUUUGAAAGUGGGACAAACAGUGAAGAUAUUAAGAAAGCCAGCAUUCUACUGAUCCGUAAACUAUAUAUACUUAUGCAACACCUUGGACCCCUUCCGAAUGACGUUAUACUUACUAUGAAUCUUCACUACUAUAAUGAGGUGACUCCACAUGAUUACCAGCCUCCUGGUUUUAAAGAAGGGGUCAACUCACACUUCCUGUUAUUUGAGGGGGAGCCCAUCAACCUGCAAGUGGGAUUGGUCUCCACUGGCUUUCACAGCAUGAAAGUGAAAGUCACAACUAAGGCCACCAGAGUGUGUGAUUUGGAGAACAAUCUCUUUCAGGAGAAUGGCACUACUGAGAUUGCCCAUCAAGGCCUAGACUGUGAUGAUGAUGAGGAGGAGUGCAACAAUCAUAUUCAAAGCACAGAUUUGGGAUACAGCCAGCACAGUUUGGAGAGCUCCAGGAAGAGGAGGAAGGUCAGCGAACCAGUGAAACUCUUCAUCCCUAACAGAAAAUGA